ACCAGGUGAAGACGUUCGUCCUUCUUGAAUCUGGACAGGUAAGAAGACAAUAGGCACGAUGAAGCUGCUGGUUCUACUAGCAUGCGUUGCCAUGGCAACCGCUGCGUCACUCUCUUUCGAGAGCCAAUGGGAGGCCUUCAAGAUCAAGCACGACAAGGUAUACAGUGAGAAAGAGGAGUAUGCUCGUCGUCUGAUCUUCCAGGACAACCUGAAGACCAUAGAGAGUCACAACCAGGAGGCAGACACCGGCAAACACUCCUACUGGCUGGGGGUCAACCAGUUUGCUGACAUGACACACGCUGAAUACUUGAACCAGGUGAUCGGUGGAUGCCUCAUUACCUCCAACCUCACCAAGACAGGUAGCCGCGCCACCUACCGAUAUAUGCCAAACAUGCAGGUCAACGACACAGUCGACUGGAGGGACAAAGGACUGGUCACCGACAUUAAAGAUCAGGGCCAAUGUGGAUCUUGCUGGGCAUUCAGUACGACGGGGUCCCUGGAAGGACAACACGCCAAGGCCACGGGUACCCUGGUGUCCCUGAGCGAACAGAACCUGGUGGACUGUUCCCGACAGGAAGGGAACAAGGGUUGUGAGGGCGGAGAUAUGGACCAGGGCUUCCAGUACAUCAUCCAGAACAAAGGCAUCGACACGGAACAGUGCUACCCUUACAAGGCAAAGAACCACAGGUGCAAAUUUGACAAUUCUUGUAUCGGCGCCACCAUGUCGAGCUUCACUGACGUCACAUCCGGUGACGAAGACGCUCUGAAGCAGGCUUGUGCCAACAUCGGACCCAUCUCUGUGGGCAUCGACGCCAGUCACCAGUCGUUUCAGUUCUACAGCAGCGGUGUGUACAAUGAGUUUGAAUGCAGCAGCACGAAGCUUGACCACGGCGUGUUGGUGGUAGGGUACGGUACAUACGGCAGCAAAGACUACUGGCUGGUAAAGAACAGCUGGGGCACCGUCUGGGGCAACGAGGGUUACAUCAUGAUGUCACGCAACAAGGACAACCAGUGCGGAGUCGCCACCGACGCCAGCUUUCCAGUCGUGUAGCUCUCACUAUACUACUCAUGUCGCCAUGUUUCUUCUAUGAUGAUUUGACUCCUUGAUUAGAUAAACCUUACUCUCUUGAUUUGAAUGGCCAUUUCCUGAAGAAAUAUAUUCACAACAACGUUUAUAGUUAAAGGUUCUUGUUUAGCGGUGCUGGUUCACCUUGAUGCCUUCAAAAUUAAUCUUCGUCAUUUACAUAUUUCUUAACAGUGUUUACAUACAAAUCAGUGUAGUGCCCCGACUAUGUUGAUUUUCAUUUUACUGAGACAAAUAAACUUUACAAAAUGGAAUUUGUACGUAUUACUCGAGCUUUAUCUACUAUAAUAGGACGAUGCUAUAUCUCUGUGGUACGUGUAGACAUAUGCAAUUACGAUCUAGAUUAUAUCUGCGUUUCAUAUGCAGUGAACAGCAACAUGACGCAACACUCUGUACUUGAAGUCAGUAACCGCAUGACCACUUUUGUAGACCGUGACAGAACCACACCGUCGACGAUGAUCUGAGACAGUCUCGUACAUUUUGCAUAAAAUAUGCACGGCUAUCGUACGACGAUCUUACGACGCAUGAGAUCGGGCUCUCAGUAAAAGUUACUGAU
This is a messenger RNA of Branchiostoma floridae (Florida lancelet), 1640 nucleotides long. RefSeq names its product cathepsin L1-like. The coding region runs from base 59 to 1051 and encodes 330 amino acids. Gene Ontology annotation, biological process: immune response. The transcript is spliced from 9 exons. NCBI's taxonomy places the organism in Eukaryota, Metazoa, Chordata, Leptocardii, Amphioxiformes, Branchiostomatidae. Gene Ontology annotation, molecular function: cysteine-type endopeptidase activity. Gene Ontology annotation, cellular component: lysosome. The record is from RefSeq and is a predicted model, not a curated record.